CACCGGACGAAGCAUAAACACUCAUGGCGAACAAAAAGGUCUCCGUUUCUUCAACUUCCCUCUCCAUGACUCUUCCGAUUUCGUGCCAGAUAUGUCUAGGGAAGGUAAGAACCUCGCUGUUAGUGACACUUUGUGUCGUGUGAUGUUUGUCAUUUCGCGCGCGCAUUGUCGAAGAAUAUGUCAGUUCGAAUGUACAUGAUCUAACCUUCCAUGUGUGGUUUAUAUUCAGGUUAGAGAGCCUGUAGUUUGUCCUAACCAACAUGUGUUUUGCUCAAACUGUAUGGAUUUGUGGCUACGAACACACUCAUUCUGCCCAACGUGCCGAACGCCGAUAACAACGGAGAAGCCCUGCAAGAAAAUUCUUGGUAAGAACUUUCGCCAAGCGCCGUGAUUCUAGUUGAACUAGCAUUGCGCUUUUAGAGAGGGCGACGUUCCAAGGUUAAGUUAGAGGGGAAGUUAAAAGGGAAUUAUGCUUGACUAUUGCUGUCUUCAACGCCGGCCGGGUUACGAUGUUUCAAGGACGUAAUUACAUUCAGGAAAUAAUGAUCGAGCCUUUCUUUGGCCGAAGAAAUUCUAGAUCUUAAUUAGAUUCUGAAAGGAUGGUGUUUAAUUUGUUAACAAUUCUUGUAAGCGAUUGGAAGAUGCUUUGUCUGGUUCAUCUGUUGGUUCAGUUGAAUCACUAAACGCACAAAACGAGGAAAAUUCAUCAGGGAGAAUAGAUUUUGAAGUUGUCCCUGGUAGCAGUGAAACAAAGGAAAUGUUUAUUUGUGUUCAGGUGUAGUCCCUCAAAACAUGAUACGGGUAUUUUUGCAUUUACUCAAAGUUAAGCUCUAAAGUCCUGCCCCUUGACUUGCAUGCACAAUAUGGCUCCGGACUUGUGGGUCAGUGACCGUCUGAGCUAGCACAUGCUUUUCAUACCUCCUUUGUGUGAACCAUCGAACAGACGUGAGCAAGGCAAUUUAUCAAAUGACCUCUGUAACCUGCAAUUUAUCUGAAUCAAUUGUGUAUUGCGAUGUCAAUCUAGCUGACCAAUGAGGUGCAUUGUUUACGUGGCAAAAGCUUUUCAAGGCUCUGGGAGAUCGUUUCAAUUGGAUGGUCUCUCUUAUUUUCCUUAACCACAAGCUGUCGGUUUCUGUUGCACAAUAUGCUAUAAAACACUUUGUGAUGCCUCAAACCAGACAUGAAUAAAUUAGAAUAACAAUGAUUUAAUUGUGCUGUUCCUGUAGCAACUCCAGGUGACCAAGUACUAUUUAUGUUCUUUUCAGACACUCUCAGACAGUUUUUCACUGUUUGAUGAACGUUCUCUUCACAAUAUUAAAUUAAGCUGCACUUAGUGUUCUUAGAGAAAUAAUAUAUUUAGAGAAAGAAAAUAUUUUGUGUUUUAUACUAUUUUUCACUAGGAAGUAUUGAUUUGCCAGUGAGUAAUGAUGCUGUAACAAGGGCAGACUUAAGACGUACAAGACUUGACUUAAUAAGGCAAGAAUAUGAGGUAAACAAAGAAUUACUUGCAUGCAAACCGCAUGUGUUAAUUCCUAUGGCCAUACAGAAAUAUCACGCUGUCGUGAUUUCACUGAUUUAUAUUUACCACUGUUAAGAAAACAUGGAUGGUGUUUCAUGCUUUUUCACAUUGGUAUACACAUGCAAUAUCCCAUUCAAUGAAAUAUCUCAGCUAUGUUGUUAGAGGUCAUAGCACAAUCACUGUACGUUUUGAUGCUAAACACCUAUAUGUGUCUUUUACAAAGCAGACUUUGAUCUGUUAUUGUUAGUACUAGCUGGAUAGUUAAUCUAAUAGAAAUGCAUAUUUAAAUCAAGUCAUCCCGUAAGACACGAGACAGGAAAUGCCAAAAUCAUGGGGUUGAAUCAAUUUUGGUGAUUGUUAAGUUUGAUGCCGGAAAACGAUUAUACACUAAGGAGGGGACCAAGAUGUAGUUGUCACGGAAAGACUAUGUCGGGUGAAACACCUUUUAAUCCUGUAAUUCUUCUGAACUUAGAGAGUUGGUGUUAGAAGUUCCUUGUGAAUUGGUUCAAUCUCUUGUAGGUUCCCUUUAUUACUACAACAAGUGUUUCCUAAACCUGCAGUACAAUAUAUUUAUCCUCAAAGAAACAAUGGAAGUAUUAUCAUUUUGUAACUUGUCGCCUUUCACCAUCUUUAAAAAGUUUUUAUUAUUGUAAUACACAAGCGUAGGCGUCGUCUGAAACAACAUCCUUUGGCCAAAAAUGAAUGUAAACCAGUACCAAACAAAAUGUCACCCUCUGUACUCUUUUUGAUGGAAAUCUUUGUGCAGUUUUGAAUAAUUUGUACUUCAGAAAUUAGAAGGGUCAUCCCCUAAUAUGAAUGGUAUUAACAUACCUGCGGCAACAUGAGAAGAAAAAAAACAUUGUUGUUCUAUUAAUAUUUUAGUUAAAAACCAUUGCGUGCCAUUGCGAUCCAGGGAUUCUUUCAUUUCUUGUGAGUUACUUCCCUAGCAGGCUUUGGCUUAGUGCCAAGUGAUUUAAGAUAUUACUAUUUCUGGUAGUAUGCAUUCUACAUGUGCAUGUUAGACAGCGUGUUUUUGUUGUGAGUUGUUUGUCUCAUAUGACCACUUAAGGGUGACAACCAAUUGUUUCCAUUAAACCUAGGAGUGUUCUUUUCAUUAUACUAAAUGUUUAAUAGCUUGUUGUUUGAACCGUGAUGUGGUCAAUUGAAAGGUAUUACAGUUGAAAUUUCAAGGAUCUUACGCAGCACUAAAAGUAGCUUUAAGCAGUGCUGAUGCUUUUUCUUUGUGUCCAAAACUGUACUAUUAUAUUCUGAUGCCAUCCGCCAAUGUUUAAUCUAUGAUUGAAAUAGGGUGGUUUCCAAGGAGAUUUUAAGCAAGUCGGUAUAAAGGUUGUUUGUCCACGACCACAACUCGUGAUACCAAAGAAAGAUGUUACUUAUCUGUCGCGAACAUAAAGCAUAUGUGAGAUCCCCGAAAGAUGUUAAACUUUAGACCAUCCAAUAACUUGGUCAGAUGCGCUACCAACUUGGCUAUAGUGACCUUAUUGCACUAAGCCUUUAGUAUACUAGAUUCGUGUGUGUCUAGCAUCCUGCGUUCUCUUUGAAUGUGUGAUUUUCAAAGCCUCUUUUGUGUUGAUAGAUUAAAGAAGAUGGUAAUUUCUGAUUUCCAUCAAUGAACAAAGAAAUAUGUCGAUCAAUGUUAAUGUGUGUGGGAGUUUGCUAUGUUGCUUAGACUGUGAAAAUGUCUGAUAUUAGCAUAAGAACGCAAUGAUGGCAACAGGCAACUAACCAAACAGGAGAUUUUAACAGAAAGGACAUUAGAUUGAUGAAUGCAUGUCAAAACUUUGAAAAUCUAUCUGCUGUCUUAUAUAUAACAAUAGUGAAUAAUUGCCAAGAGAAUAAAAACCGCAAAUAACAGUUUAGUCACGUUGCCGCUUUGAAAUCAUCACCGCCUUUCACGUGUUAUGCCGCAGGGGAAAUUUUGAACUGCCAGAGACAGUGAAUACAUUAAGCCACUGCCAAAAUUCACAGAGAGAAGAGAGUUCAGUCCUGAUAUGAUAUUUUUCCAGGCGUCGUGGCUGUGACAUCUUUACUCCCCAUUAUUUCAGGGCGGAGUUUUCAAUCUUUUUUUUUUUUUUGCUAAAUAGGCACCAUUCAAGGAAUAGACAAUUGUGAACACCAUAGAGGUUGAAAACAGCUUAAUGCACUAAAAUUACAACAGACAGCUCUUAGAGGACUUAUUAACUGGGACAAAACACCAUAACUGGCUUUCAUUGACAUCCCUUGAGGUGGCCAUAAGCCUACUUACAAUCUCGUUGCCUCCUUAAGUUGUUGCAUUCCUGCACGCAAAAUGUAUUCUUAGUCUAGCUUGGUCAACUGUUUUGUUGACAUCCCUGAAAGUUGCUAUCAACCCAAUAACAAUCAAGUUACAUGCAAGCCUCUUUGUUAAUUACUUUCCUUCACAUGCAGCUAUGACUCAGUAUAAUUUGGUGAACUGUUUGCGUGAGUCUAUUUUUGCUGUAGAGUAGGGGAACAGUAAUAAAAGUUAGGCCCUUGGCCUGCCAUUCCAAGAUAAGAAGUAAACAUGUGCUGCCCUAUGUGGUCGCAGAGUUGUUUCUGAAAAUUGAGUACCACUGACUCCUGAUAACUCACAAAUUGAUAAAGGUUCGACUUCUGAGAAGUUCCAAGUUAUCAAGAGAUGAGACCAAAUUGCCGGAAAUCAGGGUUGAAAGGUGUUUGUUGUAUUUUGGUAGAUACAAUGUAUGCGUAAAUCAAAUUUUAUCAUCACGAGUGAAAAUGGAGCAACACAAUCCUCAUUAAAAUUUUUCCAUCUUAUAAAGCGUAAUUCAAAGUAGUUUGACUAGAGAAGUCCUAGUACUUUUCCAGGGUUCCAUGUUCAAGCCUUUUUCAAAGUUGCCAUGUGACAACCAAGAAUUUUUUAAUUGGUCGCCAGAAAUGAAAGUUUAAUGGCCUGGUCUGCAUUAAAUUUAAUUUUUGGAGAUUCAUGAAACAUUUCAAGACUUUUGCAGGACUAACCAUUGAGAUAGAGGCAACAUUUGCAAGAAAGAAUGAUGAAUAAUUAAGAAUAUUUCAGGAAAAUUCUCAUGUCAGUUGAACUUUAGACCAUAAACACUAGUAACAAUGACACAACAGUCUGCUUCUACUGAUAUGUACAAGUGGUCAUCUGGAUCCUAAAGCAGGAAAUUUAGUUAACAAAAUUAAAAAAAAAAUGGUUGCAGCUUGGAGGAUGUGUAUGGCAACCUGUUUCAAAGACAGCUUUGUUGAGCUGCUAGCGCUGCAUUCAUGUGCUUUAUAUAGUUGCCUCAUAAAUAAUGCAAUAAUAUGGCCGCCUGUGUUUUAUCAGUUUUGACUUGUCACAAAUUUGUAAUAUAUUACAGUUCAAAUUAUCUUGGGUAACCAUCAGGGAUGGAAACCAAAACAACUUCCCGUCAGCAGGAAAUUAAGUUAUUAGGGACAAGCAACAGCUUUUAGUUAAUAUCAGUCAGAGAUAACAAAAAGAGUGAAUGCAAGGUCUGUGAGGUGAAAUAGGCGGAGGAAACUACCAACUCAUCGUUAUAAUAAUAACAAUAAAUUUAAUUUUUACAAUAUGUAUAUAUUCAUUUACAUAUGCUCUUAUGCGCAAAGAGAGAAACAAAUAUUUGAAUGAAACAUAAAGUUCUUGAAAAUCGUAACUGGAAGGAGGCAGACCAGUUGGCUGUUUACACAGCGCGCAGCUGAGGAGAUGAACUUGGGGAGGUGGGGGGGACCACGAACAAAUCCAAUGAGUAGCAGGGUGGAGGGCUUGAACCCAGGACCACCAGAUUACAAGUCCAGUGCCCUAAUCAACCCAGCCAUACUGCCUCUGCAAGAGACAAAUCCCAAAAUACAAAUUCCUAUCAUGUAGUCAUAUGAUGGAAAGUGCUAACGUUCAUAUUUGAAAGCAAAAGUCUUCUAUAUUAUUGUUUAGGAUGAAGUCAAGUCUCUCCAAAACACUGUCGAUCGUCUAAAAGCUGAAAACAAGCAACUUCAUGAAAAGAUGAUUGAAAGAGAGCGAACAAUGGCAUCUAUGGAUUUCACCAACAGACAUCGUGACAAAGAUGAUGGUGGUACUGGAAAACUAGACAUUGACAUGUUGGUAAAACUUACCACCAGAUUACAAGAAGCAAGCUACACUUAUGAAAAUCUGCGAGGUGAUAUGGACAAAAUUAAAGAGGUACUUUAACAGUGCCAUUACUGUUCCCAUGGUUACUUAAAGAUAGCUUACCAGUGGCAUAAUAGUAAGGAGAGUGAUUCCAACUAAACUCAACUAUACCCAUCAUUUCCCAGAACUGAAUUUUUUAUUGGUAUUGGAGCAACUAAUAGUCCCAAAAUUGAUGUUUUUCUUUAUUCUCAUCCUAUAACUGCUCCAUGUUGUAUUGAUGUUGUGAGGGGAAAUUCUGUUGUGGUCACUCAUGGGAGUUACAGGAUUAAAGGCAAAAUAAUAUACACCAUUAAUGCACAUUAAGCUUACUUUACAACACACCAGUAUGACCAAAAGUUACUAACACCAUAGGAAUUGCAAAAGUAACAGACCAAUGCAUGCAUGCUGUUCAGAAAAUGUAUCACAUACAUAGUUAUGUUUUAGUAACCACAGAAACAAAACUGUUAGUUUGUACAUGUUGUGAUCAAUGGUUAUUAUGAUUAUUUGUCAAUCAGGUUUAGAAGUUAGGAUCUGUCAUCAUAUAGUUUUACCCUUUUACACUCUCUGCAUUUGCCUGUCAGCUUAUAAACUUAGUUGAUAACAACUUGUGUGGUGUGUCAGUUUGGGAAUUAGGAGGAUGAAAUUAAGACACACUUUGUGUCUUAAGCUGAUGAAGCUUAAUCUCCUCACUUAAGGGGAGGCUAAGUGAUGUUUAACAGAAAUUGUGGACUAUUGUACAAUGAAUUAUUUGCUGUUAUUAACCCUUUCACUCCCAUGAGUGACCAAGACAGAAUUUCUCCUUACGAUAUCAAUACAAUAUCAAGCAGACAAGUGAUGAGAAAAAAGAAAAAUAUCAAUUAGGGGAGUUGAUCCAACACCAAAUUCUCCAAACUAACAUCAAAAGAAUUGUACAGUAGACAGUAAGGAGAAUUGGAAGUUAAAGGGUUAAGGUCUCUAAUUAGUCUUGUGAUUAUUGCUCAAUCAAGUUUGCAAGAUAAGACCCUGUCUCCUUUUGGCUUUUUCUUUUAACCCUUUACACCCUAACAUCAGUUUUCAUAUUCUCCAUACUGUUCUUUAUACAUUUUCUGAGAUACUGAUAAGGAGAAUUUGUCAAACAACCCAGAGGUUCUUUAGUUGGUGGUCAUUUCCUUCAUUCUCAUGACCUUACUGUUUUAUUCAGGGGUGAUAUUGUAAGGAGAAUCUAGAUGCUUGUUACUCUUUGGGGUUCAAGGGUUAAUAAUUCCUGCCUUUCCUCAUAGUUAAAAUUAACCUUUUCUCACACAAGGUUUCAUAAGUAUUUCUCAUUACUGCCUGCCAUACAAUUCUUAAGAUGGUAGUCUGGAGAAUUUAGUUUUGGAUUAACCAAUAAGCCCCUAAUUUAUAGUUUUAUAAUCAAUCCUUUGUUCUCAUCAAUUGCUUGUCUGAUAUUAUUUUUUUAUUGUAAGGAGAAAUUAUGUCUUGGUUUCUUCUAGUUGUUAACUACAUUUGAAAGUGAAAGUGCAGCCCCAAAGUGUUAGAGGGUCUGAUUAAUUAAUUAAUUUUUAUUUCAUUAUUUGUUUUGCUUUCAAGGGUGGUCUUGAAGAGAAAGUAUUUAAAUUAAUUACCUUCUCUACAAAACCACGUUAACACUUGUAAAUAUGAUGUAUAAGAAUUACUGGUAAAUGAACAAAAACCAAGUAGAUCAUGAAAAAUUCACCUAAUAUUAAACCUUAACAAUUCCUUUCUCAGGAUAACAAGAGAUUACAGGAAGUGAAAAAAUAAAGGACUCUAAUUUUCAAAGUCUCCUCAGGGAAAAAUUCAACUAUAGUUCAGGCUCUUUGUGCUUUUAGUUAUCAACCUUUUAAAGAAAUUAGUUACAAGAAUUUGGAAAUUUUCCUGAAAGUUUGAGUAUUCUCAUUACCUGCUUGCUGAAUAAUGUAUGGAUAUUAUAGGGAGAAGUUUCAUGUUAGUCACUACUUGUAGGUAAAAGGUUAAUAUUUGUUAGAAUGCUAUAUUUGACAAUUUGAAAGUUGAGCAUGUUUUUUCACAAACUAACAUGUGAUCUGAAGUUAAUUGAAUAAAACAUCUAAAUUGUAGAAAAAUCAAAGUUGGGUGAUAAUUUUUCAAAACUAGGUUGACGUGAAUUUACUUUUGUCUAGGAAUUAUGAUAAUUUGUCAACAUAAAUAAGAACAGAACAAAUAAAUUUGAAACUUUUGACCUAAAUUUGUUUUGACAUUUGUUUUUUAACAUCCCCAUGAACAAAACUUAAUCUCCAGCUGAUUAUGUGUAAUUAUGAUUUAGACUGUAAAUUUCAGAGAUUUAUUUCAUUUUUCCUUCUGUAAUUAAAGAGAUGUGCCUAUAUUGAUGAAUGUUACAUGAUACUCUUCAUAUUAUCACUGACCUUAAUGAACACAUCAAUUUUUAGUAAUGCUGUAAAUAAUUGUAAAUUGUGUCCUUAACCCUGUAACUCCCAAAUCAAAUUUGUAAUUCUCUUUACUGUCAACCAUACAAUUCUUAUAAUGUAAGUUCAGAGAAUUUAGUAUUAAAUCAACUAAUUAUCCCCAAAUUGAUAUUUUUCUUAGUUUAUUCUCAUCACUUAUCUGGUUGAUAUUGUAUUGAUAUUGUAAGGAGAAAUUCUGUCUUGGUCACUCAUGGGAGUUAAAGGGUUAAACAGCUGUGGUUAGCAGAUAGAACAGGUGUUCCUUUCAAUGUGGAAAAUUUGACAUGGAAUAAGAAUAUUUAAAUUAGAUAAUUUUUUCCAUUUCACCAAGUAACAUUUGCUUGACAAGAAUAGCUCAGAAAUCAAGAUUGGUAAUCAAUAAGCCUUAGGUUAUCAGAUUAAAGGACUUAAAAUUCUGCCCCGCUGAGAAUAAUUACAAGACUAGAGGUAAAUUACUCCAUUGCACAAAGUAUCAUUUGCUCAUCAAAAAUUGCUUAGAAAUUAAGACUUCAAAUGAAUAUGGUUACCGUAUUUCCUCAAAUAAGCACCACAGCAUUUAUUUAAUGGUUUGGCAAAAAGGAGGAGUGCUUAUUGGAAGGAGGAUGCUUAAUUGAGUUACCAAUUAAUCAUAACUGUUACAAUUUCCAGAAACAACAAAUACGUUUAGGACAAAUAUGUGCAGAAGAGAUAAAGUCUAAGUAAAAAAAAUUCCUCAACUUUGGAAAUUCCACAACUCUCUUAGGAUAAGUGUUUGUUGCUUUGGUUAUUGUGAUCAAUUCUGUGAUUGGUGGAUUUGACUGAAAGGACUAGGUAUGAUUGGCUACUUCUGCUGUCCAAUCACAGGUGUCCGAUUACAACCCUACAGAAUGAUUAGUGAAAAAUAAAGCAGCUACUGCAGCAAUCACAUUUGAGGAAAUUGUAAUGGUUAUGAUUAAUGCUAAAUACUCAAAAAGUGUUCUGUGCAAGGUAAUACCAAAGUGUUUGAUAGUUAUUUUGAGACCCUGAUUUUAUUUAGACAAAUGACACAUUUGCUGUGGCAAACUCAAUAGGUACAGUUUUCUUACAUGUAGAAUCUUUGGUAUUUAAAUUUUCAAUGUCUCAGCAAUAAUUAGUUCUAUAAAGACAGAAAAUUUCUUUUAGUUUAAGAUUAUGAAAGUUAUGUCAAUUAACAACAAGUCUUAGCUGCAGUUGAAAUUAAUAUCAAAUGCCAAAAUUGAAAAUUGUCUGGUAUGUUGAACCCCCCAAAAUAACUUAAAACUUCUCUUAAAGUCAGAAGUUUCAACUUGUGAUUUGCUACUGCUUGGUACUAGAGAGAUUGGCAUCUAUAACUUGUAAAGACCAAUUCUGAUAACUUGAACCCUUGCUAACUCAAACCUCUCACUAACUCAAACCAAAGCCUAUUCCACCUUAAUUUUGUCAUACAGUUACUGCGGUUUUACCCUCAGUAACUUGAACCCUCAAUAAUUCCAACUUCCUGCUAACUCAAACCAAAACUGAUUUUCCCUGGAUUUCUGUCAUAUAUAUUACUACAAUUUUACCCUAGAUAACUCAAACCACCCACUAACUGGAAGUAAGUUUUGUUUCCCUUCAGGUGUAUUCUCCACAUAUUCUAACCCUUAAUAACUCAAACUAUGUCUAACCACCUCUGUAGUAGUUUAGUAUUACAUUUUCACUCAGAUUCUCUAUAGUUAAAUGUAUACUGUCUAAACAUAGUAUACAGUAAAUACAGUUCUCCCUUAUUUCUGGUCCUUUGCUUGAACUCCUGAUAACUCAGACCUUUUUCAAUUUCCCUUGAAGGUUUGAGUUAUUGGGAUUGUACCCUUAAGAUUAUUUUCUUGAAGGGUUAAUAAGAACAAUCUGCUAAUUCACAGCAGCUUUCAGGUUGAAAUUAUUUUAGUGCAAACUGAAAAUGCAGCAAUUCCUGUUAUAUAUUCUGUACAUUUACAAUUAUUUCUCUGAGGGAGAUCUUCCAUAUUGAUGGCCAUCUUAAUUGAUAGUCAGAGUAAACAUUAGUCCUUACUAGUCCCCAAUAUUAUUCUGGAGAAUGCCUGGUUGGAUACCACCAGUAUUUAAUUUCAGACAUGACAGGACCAGUGAUAAAGGAAUUGAAUUAGUUGAUUAGACCUAUUGAACUGGACUGUCUCAGUCAUAAGAUGAUGUUCAUUAGUAUGUACUGUGCAGGUGAAUAAUGCUUUUUUCACAAACUGAUUGGCUGGUUCAGACAUAAUGAGCUAGUACUUUUCAUCUCUGAGCAGCUCAAGGGACAAAAUAACGGGUCAACAAUUUAGUUCCAGACCAUUUUCUGGUAUAUUGAAAUAUGAUAAAGUAAUUUUUUUGGUUUCUGUGUGGUUUACAUUAAAACAAUAAUUUACCACAGUGUCAGCAAAGGUGGUGGAUAUUUGCUUUGCUGCUUCAGGGCUUGGUAAAUAUUCACCACUAUUGACCUCCAUUUCUGUGAAUAAUUUUUCACCAUCAACUGACUUUCAACCCUCCUUAUUCCCAAAGUCCUAUCUCUUCUUCCCUUGAGAAAGGACAGUGGUUGUGGCUGGCCGCAUGUCUUCCAGAAUUUUGGUCAUCUAACAAAAAACACAAACAAACAAAAAUAGAGGGAGGGGGUCAUGGACACCAUGCAUGCUUGAUCAUGGGCUUUUUUUUAGAAAAAUUAAUGUAUGUUGUUCUUUCUACUUAAGGUACAGUCAUUACACAAUGGCUGGUCUUCAGACAAAGGUGGGUCAGUAUGAACGCGAGGUUCAACAGCUUAGAAGGGCACUUCGAAGGAGUGACACCUAUAUAGAGGAUUUAACAAACAAGCUGGAGUCAUCCUCAGGGCCAGCUUCCUCCAAACUUAAAAGGGCACAUCUUAGAACUAGCCCUGUACCAUCUUCAUGUACAAUAACAAGUCUCGCAGAUGACCAAGAUCCAUCAGAGAAGAGUAAAAGUAGUAAAAGCUCAGAUGUUAUUGAUGUUGAGAACCCCAGUCCACCUGAAGAUGCAAGUCCUCCUGUUGACAGUAGUCAAAAGAAAAAGAUUGAUAAUGAAAAUAUCACUUCCAAUGGUCACUCCCCCAUCCUAGCACCAGUUAGCAGUGAAAGGUUCUCCUUAGAUAAUACUACUUCAUACGGAGGAGAAGAAAGGGAAUCAGGUUUGAGCUCCAGACGUAGCUCUGAAGUCAGCUUGUAUGGUCAAGACCUCGAUAUUCCUCCUGGGCCUCUCACAAGUUCACUAAACAUUCUUGAGCCAGUGGAAGGAGAAGCUCUUGAUCGACCUCCAUCUAGAGGUGAGCUUUUGUUACUUGGCGACCCUUCCAGCAGGCGACAGGAGAAGCCUGCAUUAGAAGAAAACCUCAAUAUGUUCACAGCAAGCCGAAGAUUGAUGAUGAUGAGUGAGCGAAGAGCAAGGCAAAGAGAAUCACUGGAGCCUGGUAAACUUUUGCGAGAUCUUGGAUCUUGUUCACCAACCAGCUCUGAGGGAGGAAAAAGAAAAUCACUUGAUGCAAAAUCACUUGAUUUUGAUUUAUUUACUCCUGCACCUGAUGAGGAAUCACCCAGCAACUCAGCUUCACAGGAAAAUUCCUCUCCCCCACCAACAUUCAAUAGAGAUGCAGAACUUACUGAGGGUGAGUCCCCUUGUUUCCGUACCUUUUCACUAGCUAAAAUAAAGUCAGAAAUUGAGGUAGAUAAUGAAGACGAAACCACUUCCAAGAAGCCAAGACUUGACUCAGAUGAGUUCCCAGAUGCUGAAGAGGAGGAUAAAGAGGAGAAAAAAAUUAAUUGAUUGCACCACCACUUCAUUCUUUAAGAAUCUUUUUUCAUAUCAUGUGAAAGCACAAUGUGAGUUUUUUUUACCAGGUGAGAGGAGUUAUUUCAUAAUUUUAAUUUAUUGUAAAUCAUGCUUUUAUUAAUGUUGUAUAUAUUAUUUACUUAUUAAGUUAUUGAAAAAAGUUAUACAUUAAUAGUGCUGCAAAGUAGGAUCAAGUGGUUUUUAUUUGUAAAGAUGAUGUGUAUUUUUUUAGAUGAGCAUGUACAGUAUUGAAAUGAAGUAAAGAGGGAGAGAAAAAAAAUUAAUUUAGAAAGUAACAGCUAGAGAGUUAACGACAAUCAUUCACCAGAAUAUGUUGAUUAUCCUUAUUAAUUCACAGAGUUCCUUCUGUUUGUGUUUAAUUUUUUAACAAACAAUCUGAAGAAUCGAAUAAUUCAAACAUUUCUCUCUGGACUAUUUUGGACCUUUAGAAGAACAACAUUAUUUCAUGAACUGUGGGUAUGCCUGAGGUUAAUUGAAAAGGCUUUUUGCAACAGUUUAUCACAUAACCUUAGUUUUUGGUUUAAAUACAAUGAUCUGAAUUUUUUUGUAGCAUGUGGUAAUUGGAAAUUUCAUUGAAGGAAAAUUGCCACAUUUUCAACUGAUCAGAGACUUUAAGUGGAAUUUUGUUUUUGGAUAUGUAUUCUGGCUAAAUGAAACAUGAUCUUUCUACACUCCAACAGGCAGUUUGCCAUUUGUAAAGUAACCAACUGUUGCAAAAGGACUAUUUAAAUUUUACUCAUUUGAAAGAAUUUUUUUAAGAUUUAGUGAAUUGUGUUUGUGUAAGAUGAGAAAUAUAACAGCCUCUUUCAUCAUAUGUUUUUUUUUAUGGUAACAUAACAAACUGAUUCGUUUCAUGCAAAAUUAUUUUGUUGACAUGUAGCAAAAUCAAAAGAUUUUGACUCUUGAUGACGUAGUUUUAUUAGCAGAAAGUGAAGGGGAAAUUUUUGCUAGUUGUCUGAAUCCUUAGUGGUAAAUUCUAUUAUCUUAGUCUACAAUGGUUUUAGUAUGUUAUGGUGACAUACUCAUCAAAGAAAAAAUAUGUUUUUCAAACAUCUUACUUAGUUUGUACCUAACAUCAACAAAAAUCUUUUACACUUAUCAGAUCAAUGUCAGUAUCAGAGCAACUGUGCACCACCUACUCCUCCCCAAACCUAACAUCAAGAUUCUAAGUUGUUAUCAGUUGACUGUUGUAGGGUUAGGGGAGGGGGGAAGGGUGGACAGGAGCUAAGAUAAUAACAUUGAUCCAACUUAUCAAUCUACCAAAAUGAUUGAGCUCCUAAUAGUACUGCCAUAAUUGUUUUAAAAAAUCCUCUGCAAAAACUAAGGUCACUUUUUCAUUUUGAACAAAUACUUGUAACAGUUGAAUGAUAUUUGAAACUCAUAUAGUGUUACCUCCCAGGGAACAAGGUUUUCUUAUCCAAAUCACAAUAAUUUUUUAUGCAAAUACACUGGUUGUGUUUUAUUAUUUUCCACUACAUUUAUAUUAAUGACUCAAAGUACUCCAUUCCAGUUCAUUUAUGAACACUAAAAGAUUAAGUUAUUAAUAUUUUGUGAAUAUGUGUAUUCAGUAGAUUAUAGUUAGGUUAAACCUGACAACUUCUUUAAAAGAAGGAUAACUGUGUCAGUCUAAAAGACAAGUCAAUUAGCUGUUGUGUUGAUUUUGUGACAAUUACAAUCACUUGCAUGCCCACACAACCUUCAAAAUUAAACAUCAGCAGACAUAUAUGCAUUGUUAUCAAGCUGUUAUAAAAUAAGCCAGAUUUAAAUUUACAGAGUUCAAAUUUUGUUUGAAUAUGCUAUGUUUUGUAGUUUAUUGUUCUUAAUGAUUUACUUGAUUAAGCAAAAAUAUCCAGUGAAAAUCUCUUUCCAUAUGCAUUUUAUUUCUAAGAAAUUUUGAGUUUGUGAAGCGGCGUAAUUGAUUGCAAUAGUUACUGUUAGAAGUUUUGUUCAGAUUUUCCUUGACCUUGCCACAACAGCAAAUUUAUAGUAGCUGAGAAUUAUGGCAUUAGAAGAGCACAUUCAUUUCUGGCCUUUCUGAGGCUCAGGAGCGACUUGGAGAGAGUCCCUGUAAUGUCCUGUAGAUUAAAAAAAACGGAUCUUUAGUUCACUAACAUCAAAAUAUCACGAAACCCCUCCAAGAAUGGUCUGGUACUCUAUGGUGAUAGCAAAUUAAGGAGGGGUAAUUUUCUUGUAACUUGUACUAAAUAUAUUUACAGAUUCUGGCUAGUACUUGAAGUCACUGUUGAAAUUUUUGAGAGUAAUUUGAAAACCUUAUCAUAUGAUUAGUGUUACAAACUUGUUCUUAGCAACGUUAAUUUGUUUAGCUGAGCUGCAGGGUAUCAAUGAACUUUUACUGGUAUGAUAGACAAAUUGGUUUACAUUGGUGUGAGCUUUUAAUGCCCAAGAUACAAUGGGUAAUUCUCUCCACUGAAAUCCAUAUAUUUUCUAGUUAACUAGAUGGGAGAAUUUGGUGUGAUAUCAUGAUAUAACCUUUUUGACUGACAAGUUUGUUUGUUCUCAUAUCUUGUUUGUGAGGUAACAUCUGGGAAUUGCAGGAAAAUUGCAUGUUGAUGACUUCUAGGAAGUAAAGGGUUACCCCUUUUCUCAUAGGAGGGAUCAUUACAGAUAUUUUCCUCAUGUUGACAAAUUGUCUCACAGAAAGCAAAUAAGGAGUAAGGAGAUGAUCAAACAAUGGGUAUUGUUUGGAUGGAACACCAUUUUCUCAACACUAGUUAGCCAUGAACUUUAAGGCUACCAUAUUUGAGAAUGAACUUUCCUACAGUAGUGUAACUAAAUGGAGAGGCUACAAUUCUCUUCCCCUUCUCUCUUCCCCGCCUUUUUAGUGGGCUCCUUUUUGUUUAAUGUAAUGAAUGCUUCUCUCACAGUUUCUGCUAAAUUAUGCUAACCCUUAAGUGAUUCUGUGUUGAAGUCUAUCUCAGAGCAC
Pocillopora meandrina is the source of this 14822-nucleotide messenger RNA. The record is from the annotation of a GenBank genome assembly. NCBI's taxonomy places the organism in Eukaryota, Metazoa, Cnidaria, Anthozoa, Scleractinia, Pocilloporidae.